This is a messenger RNA of Numida meleagris (helmeted guineafowl), 22582 nucleotides long. RefSeq names its product microtubule-actin crosslinking factor 1 (gene MACF1). Gene Ontology annotation, molecular function: structural molecule activity; cadherin binding; microtubule binding. The transcript has 100 exons. NCBI's taxonomy places the organism in Eukaryota, Metazoa, Chordata, Aves, Galliformes, Numididae. Gene Ontology annotation, biological process: wound healing; intermediate filament cytoskeleton organization; regulation of focal adhesion assembly. The coding region runs from base 74 to 22228 and encodes 7384 amino acids. Gene Ontology annotation, cellular component: microtubule; membrane; cytoplasm. The record is from RefSeq and is a predicted model, not a curated record.
AAGCGGGGCCGCGCAGAUCGGCAGUGUGCGCCGCGCCGGGAGCCGCUCGGAGGCCGCCGGCACAAAGGCCGCCAUGGCCGGGUACGUGCCGGGGCUGCUCCCGGCCAACCGCAGCCAGGAGAAGGAGUUCGUGCAGGCCUACGAGGACGUGCUGGAGCGCUAUAAAGAUGAACGGGACAGAGUCCAAAAGAAAACCUUCACUAAAUGGGUCAAUAAACACUUGAUGAAGGUGCGCAAGCACAUCAACGACCUGUACGAGGACCUGCGGGAUGGCCACAACCUUGUCUCGCUGCUGGAGGUGCUGUCGGGCGUGAAGCUGCCCCGCGAGAAGGGCCGGAUGCGAUUCCACAGGCUGCAGAACGUGCAGAUCGCGCUGGAUUUCCUGAAGCAGCGGCAGGUGAAACUGGUGAACAUUCGCAACGAUGACAUUACAGACGGGAACCCCAAGCUCACCCUGGGGCUCAUUUGGACGAUCAUCCUCCACUUCCAGAUCUCCGACAUCUACAUCAGCGGGGAGUCGGGGGACAUGUCGGCCAAGGAGAAGCUGCUGCUGUGGACGCAGAAGGUGACAGCGGGUUACAUCGGGGUGAAGUGCACCAACUUCUCCUCGUGCUGGAGCGAUGGGAAGAUGUUCAACGCGCUCAUCCACAGAUACAGGCCGGAUCUGGUGGACAUGGAGCGGGUGCAGAUCCAGAGUAACCGGGAGAACCUGGAGCAGGCCUUCGAGAUCGCGGAGCGGCUGGGGGUGACGCGGCUGCUGGAUGCUGAAGAUGUGGACGUUCCAUCUCCGGAUGAGAAGUCGGUGAUAACUUACGUGUCUUCAAUCUACGAUGCCUUUCCCAAAGUCCCCGAGGGAGGAGAAGGGAUCAGUGCGAUCGAGGUGGACUCGAGGUGGCUGGAGUACCAGACCCGCGUGGAGUCCCUCAUCUCCUGGAUCAAGCAGCACACGAUACUCAUGUCGGAUAAAUCCUUCCCCCAGAACCCUGUAGAGCUAAAGGCACUUUAUAACCAAUACAUACACUUCAAAGAAACUGAAAUCCCGGCGAGGGAGCAGGAGAAGGGAAGGAUAGAGGAGCUCUACAAGCUGUUAGAGGUGUGGAUUGAGUUUGGACGCAUCAAGUUGCCCCAGGGGUACCACCCCAACGACGUGGAGGAGGAGUGGGGCAAGCUGAUCAUCGAGAUGCUGGAGCGCGAGAAGCUCCUGCGGCCGGCGGUGGAGAGGCUGGAACUGCUGCUACAAAUCGCCAACAAAAUCCAGAAUGGUGCUCUGAGCUGCGAAGAAAAACUCACGCUCGCAAAGAACACACUGCAAGCUGAUGCUGCCCACCUGGAGGCCGGCCAGCCGGUGCAGUACGAGGCCGACGUCGUGGUGUACCUGCAGGAGUGCGAGGGGCUGAUCCGCCAGCUGCAGGUGGACGUGCAGAUCCUUCGGGAUGAGAAUUACUACCAGCUGGAGGAGCUGGCGUUCAGGAUCAUGCGGCUGCAGGACGAGCUGGUAACACUGAGGCUCGAGUGCACCAACCUGUACAGGAAGGGACAUUUCUCCACGCUGGAGCUGGCGCCCGCGCCCACGCUGAGCACCACGCAGCUGAAGGGAGAGUCCCUGACCAAAGGGCUGCACACCUCAUCCGCCUCCUGGUUCAGGAAGCCCAUGACCAGGACUGAGCUGGUGGCCAUCUCAUCCUCCGAGGACGAAGGCAGCCUGCGCUUCGUGUACGAGCUGCUGGCCUGGGUGGAGGAGAUGCAGAUGAGGCUGGAGCGGGCAGAGUGGGGCAGCGACCUGCCCAGCGUGGAGACCCAGCUGGAGACACAGCGGCACAUCCACAGCAGCGUGGAGGAGCUGGGCUCCAGCGUCAAGGAGGCACGGCUGUACGAGGGUAAAAUGUCUCAGAAUUUCCGCGCUAGCUACACAGAGACGCUUGGCAAGCUGGAGACACAGUACUGCAAGCUGAUGGAAACCUCGAGCUUCCGACUGAGGCACCUCCAGAGCUUGCACGGCUUUGUGUCUCGGGCCACCGCUGAGCUGAUAUGGCUGAAUGAGAAGGAGGAGGAGGAACUGGCCUAUGACUGGAGCGACAACAACCCCAACAUCGCAGCCAAGAGAAACUACUUCUCGGAGCUGACGAUGGAGCUGGAGGAGAAGCAGGACGUGUUCCGCUCCCUCCAGGACACCGCCGAGCUGCUGGCCCUGGAGAACCACCCUGCCAAGCAAACUGUGGAGGCCUACAGCGCUGCAGUGCAGAGCCAGUGGCAGUGGAUCAAGCAGCUCUGCCUGUGUGUGGAACAGCACGUGAAGGAGAACGCCGCCUAUUUCCAGUUCUUCAGCGACGCCCGUGAGUCGGAGACGUACCUGCGCAACCUGCAGGACUCCAUCAGAAGGAAGUAUUCCUGCGACCACAGCACGAGCCUGACGCGGCUGGAGGACCUGCUGCAGGACUCCAUGGACGAGAAGGAGCAGCUCAUCCAGUCAAAGAGCUCUGUCGCCAGCCUGGUGGGACGGUCCAAAAGCAUCGUUCAGCUCCGGCCCAGGAACCCGGAGCACCUGGUGAAGAGCACCAUCCCCAUCAAGGCUGUGUGUGACUAUCGGCAGAUCGAGAUCACCAUCUGCCGGAACGACGAGUGCGUGCUGGAGGACAACUCGCAGAGAACCAAGUGGAAGGUGAUCAGCCCCACGGGGAACGAGGCCAUGGUGCCCUCUGUGUGCUUCCUGAUCCCCCCUCCCAACAAAGAGGCCAUCGAGAUGGCCAACAGGGUGGAACAGUUGUACCAGAAAGUGAUGGCUCUCUGGCACCAGCUCCACAUGAACACGAAGAGCCUCAUCUCCUGGAACUACCUGAGGAAGGACAUAGCCUUGGUGCAGAGCUUCAGCAUGGAAAAGCUCCGAUCCCUGGCGCAGGGGGAGUGCCAGCAGGCACUGAGGAGCCUCCAGGCGCACUACGAGGACUUCCUGCAGGACAGCCGCGACUCGGAGCUCUUCUCGGUGUCAGACCGCCUGCGCCUGGAGGAGGAAGUGGAGUCUUCCAAGGAACACAUCCAGCAGCUGCUGGAGUCCAUGGAGAACGAAGACAAGGACGAGACAGUUGCCAGGACGUAUCUCUCUGAGCUCCAGAACAUCCGCCUGCGCCUGGAGGAGUGUGAGCAGAGACUCGUGAGCCGCAUCCAGUCCCCCAGCAGCACCCGAGCGGAUGGUGACAGCAUCCAGGAGAACGCCAUCCGCAUCGCCGAGCAGGAGCGCGUGCAGGAGGAGCUGCAGCUCCUGAAGUCCGACCUGCGCUGCGUUUCGGAGCGCUGCUACAGCUUCCUCAACAAAGCGCCCGCCGGCCCCAGCACGCCGCGCCUGCGUUCUGAGCUCGACUUGGUGGUGAACAAGAUGGACCAGAUGUACGGGCUGUCCUCUGUCUACCUGGACAAGCUGAAGACGGUUGACGUUAUCAUUCGUAACACCCAAGGAGCAGAGUCUCUGGUGAAGGGAUAUGAGGUGAAGCUGAGCCAGGAGGAGGCUGUCCCGGCCGACCUGACGGCAAUUCAGGCGCACAGAAGUGCUCUGCAGCAAUGGCUCGGGGAAGUGAAGGACAAGAACUCGGUGUUCUCCGUGUUAGAGGAGGAGAUGGCGAAGGCGAAGGCAGUGGGAGAGCGGCUGUACCAGCUGAGACAGGAGCGCAGCAUCGACCUCGAGCGCUACCAGGAGAAGGGGAGCCAGCUGUGGGACCGCUGGCAGAGAGCCUGCACCCAGAUCGAGACCCGCCACGCAGAGCUGGAGAGCAUCCAGGAGGUGCUGAGCGAUUACCGCCAGUGCCACAGGGCCCUCAUCCAGUGGAUCGAGGAGAUCACCACCCAGCAGGAGCUGAUGAAACCUGGGCAGGCAGAGGACAGCCGGGUGCUGUCAGAGCAGCUGAGCCAGCAGACGGCUUUGGCUGCAGAAAUCGAGAAAAAUCAAGCCAAAUUGGACCAGUGUCAGAAGUUCUCCCAGCAGUACUCGGCUGCUGUCAAGGACUACGAGCUGCAGCUCAUGACGUACCGUGCCUUUGUGGAGUCGCAGCAGAAGUCCCCCAUGAAGCGCCGGCGCAUGCUGUCCUCCUCAGACGCCAUCACGCAGGAGUUCAUGGAUUUGCGGACUCGGUACACAGCUCUAGUAACGCUGACCACGCAGCACGUCAAGUACAUCAGCGAUGCUCUGCGGCGGCUGGAGGAGGAGGAGAAAGUGGUGGAGGAGGAGAAGCAGGAGCACGUGGACAAGGUGAAGGAGCUCCUGGGCUGGGCUGUGGGCCUGAAGCAGAGCGUGCAAGGCAGAACAGCUGCUGCCCAGAGCAGGGAGCUGGGCGACAUCGAGAAGUCCAUCUCAGAGCAGCGGGCCCUCAAUGAGGAGCUGGCUGCAAAGAAGGAACAGGUCUCUGAGGCCAUCAAAACGUCACAAAUCUUCCUAGCAAAGCACAACCACAAGCUUUCCCAUCAGGAGAAGGAUCAGAUUUCUGCUCAGAUCACUGCACUGAAGGACACGUACCAGGCACUCUGCACUGACUCCACGGAGCAGCUCCAGCAGCUGCAGAGCCAGCUGGCUCAGGAGACAGAGCACAAGGGCAACGAAGCAGUGGCGGGAGUGAUCGAUCUUGGCACAGUAGAAAUAUUCCCUGUUUUUGGUGCCAUGCAGAGAGGUCUUAUAGAUCAGGAGACCGGCCUCGUCCUCUUAGAGGCUCAGGUGAUCACAUCUGACUUAGUUGUUCCAGAGACCAGUGAAAAACUCUCCUUGGAGGAAGGUCUGGCAAGAGACAUCAUCAACCUCAGGACGUUCCAGGUGCUGCAGGAGCUGAAGGAUGCUCUUCAGCAGGUGCAUGAAGUCAGACAUGAAGGGAGACAGCUCCUACCUGUCGCUGCUGCAAUAGAAGAGGGGAGGAUUAGUGAGAGCACUGGGCUAAGGAUUCUCGAGGUUGAACUUGUCACCGGCGGCUUUAAAACCCACCAGGGCAGAAUCGGCAUGGAGAGAGCUGUCCAAGAGAGGCUCCUUCCUCCCCAGCUUUACUCCAGACUGCUGUCCCACCUGGAGAGUAACAAGGAUUUGAUUGACCCCAACACUGCUGAGAAAAUCAACCUAUCUGAGCUCAUGCAGCGAUGCAUCUUCCACCAAGACACUGGACUGAGGUUGCUCCCGGUCAAGCAGCUGGCGGGUGGGAUGGUGAGCCUGAAAUCGGGCAGAAAAGUCAGCAUCUUCCGUGCUGUCCAGGAAGGGCUGAUAGACAGGCAGGUGACGGUGAGGCUGCUGGAAGCCCAGCUCUUUGCUGGUGGCAUUGUUGACCCCAGGACAGGGCACAGGCUGGCUGUGGACGAGGCUGUGAGACAUAAUUUAAUUGACCAGGAUUUGGCAUGCACACUUCUAAUCCGGCAGCUUCAGACAGGUGGCAUCGUUGAUACAGUCACAGGAGAGAGACUGACAGUUGAUGAAGCUGUAAGGAAAGAGCUGGUAGCACCACGGGUUGCUUUGGUGAUCCUGGAAUCCCUCCAGUCCUUCAUGGGGCUCCUGUGGCCGGAGACAGGGGAGGUUGUCCCAGCUGCAGAUGCUUUAGAGCAAGGGAUCCUGUCUACAGAGCUGGCUUACAAGAUUCUCAGCAAGAGGCAGCUCAUUAAGGCUGUCUUUAUACCAGAAACCACUGAGGUGCUUUCCUGGAAGAAAGCAGUGGAACAUGGCAUCUUAGAAAGAGAUGUGGCAAAGAAGCUGAAAUCAACGGUGAUACCUGAUGUGAUGGGCAGCGUGCAGCUGGCCCGUGCUCCAAGCAGGAGCUCCUCUGGAGGGGGUCCCACAGGGCACCAGGGGCAAAGGGACCCUGAGCUGAGGAGCGACGAUGAAAGGCUGAUGUUCCACUUGAUGACCCACAGCUACAUCAACAUCCACGAUGGGCAGAAGCUGCUCUUAGUAGAUGGAGAGUUGAGCAAUCUCACUAAAGACCUCUUCCAAACCCAAGAAAAUGGAUCCUGUGCACACCCACUGGAAGACAAGGAAGGCUUUGAAGAGACAAAGGAAACUGCAGCUCUUGAAAGAGAGCCUUGCAAUGGUGUGGCUGUGCAGCAGCUUGAGCUGCAGCUUGCUCCUCCAAAGGAAGAAAGCAAGAAGGUCCUGCCACCCAGACCCGCUUUGGAGAACGGGGAGGUGGUGGUGGGGCCUGGAAGGCUCCUGCUGGACCAUGCAGGAGAUGUUGUGCAUGUGGGGAAGCAGGGGCAGGUUUGCACUGAACAGGCCACCACCCAAAGUGAAACUGAUGCUGAAUCCAGGAGAGAGCAAAUAGUUUCUACAAGCAAGGAGAAGCAUCAGGUAAAAUUAUCUGUGCCAGGACGUCCCGGCGACUCUGGUAGAGGAUUCAGAGAAACAGAGGAAACGAUCAUUGAAGCAGAAGAGUCCAAACCCACUGCAGCGGAUGGAGUGGAACACGUCAAAGAUCAGAAGAAGGCAUUGGAAACUGGGGCAGGUGUUGUGAAAAGCGAAAGCCGUUUGGUGGUGCAUAUUUGUGAAAGUAGAGAGAGACUGGAAAUUGUGGCAGGGAGAUCUCAGGAUGUGGAGGAACCUGAAUUAGAGGGAGAGGGUGUUGGAGAGAUUUACUCGCUGAAUGAGGAGGCAGUUCAGAACGGCGCGCUGGGAGGAGAGGAGGCCGCGCUCACUGGAACUGCGGAGGCUGAGCAAGUGGAGGAGUACACUGAAAAUAUUGAGAGCGUAUUGCAUGUGGAAGAGGGAGAGAGGGAAGAAGUGCCGGGUGGUGAGAGCGUUGGUGAUGCAGCCCUGCCCCAGCCCCCGGAGCAGGACGAGGAGAGCAGCUUGGAAAUGCUGCUGACCCAGCUCCAGAGCGGUGGCAUAGUCUGUGAGCAGAUGGGCAGAACUCUUCUUCUGAACGACGCUGUGGCCUGCGGUGCGGUGCCCGGCCACACGGCUGUCAAACUCAUGGAGAAAAUGAGGAUGUUCAGUGGCUUCUUUGACUCACACACACGUGAAUCUUUAACCACCGAGGAUGUUAUUGAAGAAGGUCUGAUGGAUGAGAAGCUUCUCCAGAAGGUCCUCGUGUCUGACAAAGCUAUCAGUGGUGUUCUGGACCCGGGCAAUAACUUUGUGUACUCCAUCAAGGACGCUGCUGCCGUUGGCCUUCUGGACAAGGAGACGGCGAUGAGACUCUUGGAGGGGCAGGUGGUUACUGGAGGGAUCGUUGACUUGAAACGUGGCAAAAAAGUGUCGGUCACUUUGGCUUCAAACCUCGGCCUCAUAGAGCCAACGAGUCAGAAGGAGCUGGUCAAACUGGAGAAGGCUUCCAAAGGGAAAAGUACCGACGAGGCCACCAGGCAGAAGCUCCUUAGCUUACAGGCUGAAACCAGCGGGAUUGUGGAUCCCAAAACCAAGCAGCCUUUGUCUGUUGCUCAGUCUGUUGAAAGAGGGCUCCUUGAGAGGGAAAAAGCAUUUCAGCUGCUGACCAAGCAGAUUGCUGGCGGAGGGAUCCUUCACCACGUGUCGGGAAUGAGGCUCUCGGUCAGUGACGCCAUGAAACACGGCUUGAUCGAUCAAGAUCUGUGUAAUGAACUCAUGAAGGCUGAAGGCGUGUGCCUGCAGGAAUGCACUCACCCUGUGACGAAGGAAAAGCUGCCCUUGUCCCAGGCGGUGUUGGCAGGGAUCGUUAGCCCGGAAUUCCAGAGGAAAGUGCAAGAAAUCCAGGCUGGGACUGGAAGCGUUAUCGAUCCCGCUUCUGGGCAGAGGAUGGCACUCAGCCGCGCGGUGCAGGAGGGGCUGCUGCCCCGGGAGGUGGUGGAGAAAGCCCUGUCCUCCCCGGAGCUGAAACAUGGCAUCGUAGACCCCGAGAGCUGCAUGGUCGUGCCCUACGCCGAGUUGGUAAAGAAGUGCAAAAUUGAUAUUGAGUCUGGGCAGAGGUACCUGGAGGUGCAUCCCUUCUGGGCCAUGCGGGACGAGGCGUCGGGCAGAGCGCUGACGUGUGCCGAGGCGGUGCGGACGGGGAGGGCCGACCCCCUGCCCACGCUGCGGCUGCUGCAGGGCCAGGCCGACAGCGGGGGCUUCGUGGAGGGGGCUGUCAGCAGCAGGCUGUCCCUGCAGGCCGCUCUGCAGCGGGGGCUGCUGGACGAGGGGAUGGCCACGGUCAUCGGCAGCAGGCAGCUGAGGGCCGGCGGCAUUGUGGACGCUAGCAGUGGGAAAAGAUUGGCGUUAGAGGAAGCUGUUGAAAAGGGACUGAUUGGCCAAAGGUUAGCUGCUGCUCUUCAAGAGGCGCAAACGUCAUUAGAGAACUAUGGCUCCGAGGUUCUCACGGUGGAUAUACCCCCCCUUUCCCAGGAAAAAGUGGAAAAAGGAUCUCUCAAAGAGGAAGGUGUGGUCCUGCAUAGCGGUGCUGCUAUGUCCAAUGGUGCGGAGCACAAAUCCGGGUCCCCAGCAAAGGGAGGGAAACCAAAGCUGAUCCCUCUGGAGGCUUCAGAGGAGAGUGUGAGAGAGCAGCGAGAAAUGGGUGAAACAGUCCCAGGAUACCCCUCAGCACUGGGUGCAGCAUCGCUCUCUGUAGAGAUGGUGAUGAAGGUGACGGAGACAGGGACUGCAGAAGGCAGCUCCCAUGUGCGAGCAGCGAGGGGGAAGGAAGCAGGAGGGGAAGCAGCAGAGCUGGGGACAGGGAAGGUAGCGGGAUUGGAGGAAGAGCUUUGUAGUGCUAAGGACAGCAAGGAGAGGAGGAGAGGGUUUGUGAGUGCGGAUGGGGCUCUGGCAGAAGGUGCAGUCAUGGCCUCUGAGCAAGGGGAGAGGGUGGGCAUCCGGGAGCAGGGAGCACAAGCAGCCCCCAGGGAAUCUAUGGGUCCAGGAGAGGAGGAGUUGGGUCCUACAAUGCCCAGAGAAACCCCUGAGGCCAGUGUCUCUGUGAAGCCUGCAAGAGACAAACCUGCAGGUAGAAGAGCUGUGGGAGAAAUCCCCAGACCGGAGGCAGAAGGUCGGGGUGAUCAGGAAGGAAGAGGUGAAACUGAGUUAAAACCUGCCCAGAAACAAAAAAGCAAGAAAAGGAGAACAAAGCAGUCUGAUGUCUCAGGAGACAGAGCUCAGCUGGAGAAACCUUCUGUAGAAAAGCAGUCCCUUCCCAUUCCAAUAUCCAAAGAAAUUCCAGGGAAAGUGGAAGAGGAGGACUUUGUCUCAGGAGCUCCAGAACCAAAGCCUGAGGCUGCCCCCAAGGAGCUUGCUGCUGGCUGGGCAGAAGAUGCAGCCAAGCAAAAGCAGAUGGAGAGCAGCAGGGAUAGAAAAGCAAAGCCAAUCCCUGGGAAAGACUCAGCAAAGUUCACAGGGGUCCAGGUGCUCCCCACCCCCCCGGAACCAGGGGAAGCAGCAGCAGUGCUGAGAGCUGCGGUCAGGGAGGGUCCCCGUUCCUCUGCAGCAUUGCAGCUGGAGGGGACGCUGAGCCAGGAGAAGGCUGAAGCGGAAACCACCAGUGAUGCGUUCGCCGCAGUCAGCGAAAAACCAGAUGAGUUAAUCAUCAGAGAGGAACCCGCAGGAGUUCAGGACACCUGCACGCCCCCCCUGGAGCUCGGAGCUGACCUCCUGCAGCAGCAAGCAGCAGCCGUCAGCACGGGCCGAGCUGCUGGGCCCGCUGCCCCUGGGCCCCAGGGAGAAGCCGCCCAGGAGAAGCCCCGGCAGCCGGGUCCUGGCGAUCGGGGGCUGCUGCUGCCGGUCAUCGUGGAGGGAGAGCUGCUGGAGACCUCGAGCGACUCUGCCAGACCUGCCCAGAUCAAGUUCAGCAAGAAGAUGUGCCUGGAGCACGACGAGAAGCUCAUCUCCUAUCUCUCCAUGCUGCGAGACAUUGAGAUGAGAAUUAAACGUGUGCAGCCAACGGAGCAGAACCUGGACGCGCUGCAGACGCUGCUGCAGCAGGCAGAGGCCCUGGGCGCCGAGCUGCGGGAGCUCAGCUUUCCAGUGAAUCAGGAGUUGGACGCCGUGAAGCGGAUCGUGGCCAACCCGCCUGAAGAAGUCCCUGAGCAACUACUGAAGGCUUUGGAGAAGGACGCCAAGAACCUCCAGAAGUCUCUGAGCUCCGCGAGCGAUGUCCUGGAGUCCCGGCUGCAAAACCUUCGCGGUGCAGCAGAAACCCAAAAGGCUGAAAUCACAGCGCACCACGAGACCCUCCAGGGGAAGCUGCAGGAGCUGCUGCACUGGGUGUCCGGCACGGCGCGGGCGCUGGACGGCAGCGAUUACCAGCACACGGCGGAUGCAGGCAGCUUGAGUCGCUGCCUCCAACGCUAUAAGGAGCUGAGCGAGCCCCUUGCUGACACCAAGUCUCAGCUCGACGCCACCGCCUUCGACGUUCAGUUCCUUAUCUCAGAGCACGCCCAGGACCUGAGCCCCCAGCAGAGCAGGCAGCUGCUGCGGCUGCUCAACGAGCUGCAGUCGGCUUUCCGGGAGCUGGCGGGGCGCGUGACGGCGCAGGUGGAGGUGCUGCAGGUCUGUCUCCAGCGAGCGGAGCAGACGGAUCAGGUGAAGACGCUGCAGGAGCAGCAGGCAGCCCGUGCCCAGAACCUGGCCGAGCUCAGCUCCUGGCUGGCAGCGGCCGAGGACACGCUGGCGGAGCAGCAGCGAGCAGCCAGCCAAGGGGACCUGCCCGCCUUGCAGCAGAGGCAAAGCGACGUGAAGGAGCUGCAGAGGAGCAUGCACAGCCGAGCUGCCUCCUUCGCCAGUGUCCUGAAAAGCACAGAGGAGUUUUUGGAGGAGAACAAGGCAAAGAUGGAGCCUGGGGAGCUGGCAGUACUGCAAGAGAAACUUCAGCGUGCCAAGGAGCAGUACCAGUCCCUGCAGGAGAGGACAGAGAUGGCCCAGAAAGAGCUGGAAAGCGCUGUGACUGCUGCAGUGCAGCAGGAGACUGAAAAGGUGAAAGCUGCCAAAGAGCUGCAGGAGAACAGCAAUAAGAUCGAUGCCCUCCUGAGCUGGGUGGCAUCGCUGGAGCAGAAGGGAGAGCUCCCGCAGUACAGACCGCACCCUGUCGAGAGAGCUGGGAAGGGUGCAGGGGACAUCCCUGACGGGCACGUGGGGGGAGCAGCCAGCACCGCCGAGAGCCUGGAUGAGCAGUACGAGGGGCUGAAGGCCCGGCACCAGGAGCUGCUGUCCCAGCAGCAGGACGUCAUCCUGGCCACACAAGCAGCGCAGGCAUUCCUGGACAAGCAUGGCCAUAGCCUGCCCGGGGAGGAGAGGGCCCGGCUGCAGGGCGGGCUGGCGGAGCUGAAGGAGCGCUACGCGGCGUCCCUGUCGCGUUCCGAGGUGCAGCUGAAGCAAGUGCAAGUGCUGCGGGACGAGCUGCAGAAGUUCUUGCGGGACCACGGGGAGUUCGAGGCGUGGCUGAAGCAAGCGGAGCAGGAUCUGGAGGGGAUGUGCAAAGGGGACAGCGACCCUGCGUCCCUCCGGCAGCUGCUGCUGCGGCAGGGCAGCUUCUCCGAAGAUGUCAUCUCCCACAAAGGCGACCUGCGCUUCGUCACCAUGUCGGGUCAGAAGGUGCUGGAUGCUGAGGGAGCUGCGGGGGAUGCAGGGUCAUCCGGGAGCGUGGUGAAGAGCAAGCUGGAGGACGCGAGCCAGCGGUACGCCACGCUGCACUCCAAGUGCACCAAGCUCGGCUCCCACCUGAGCACCCUGCUGGACCACUACCAGCAGUUCCAGGAGGUGGCAGAGUCUCUCCGGACGUGGCUGGAGGACAGCGAAGCUGCGGUUGGGAAGCUGCUCUCAGAGAGCAUUUCUUCAGAUCCCACAGCUCUGCAGGAGCAGCUCGCCAGCGCGGGGCAGCUGCAGGGAAACCUCGCUGAGCAUCAGGUGCCAGUGGAGAAGCUCCAGAAAGCAGCUCGGUCUCUGCUGGAGGUGCAAGGAGAGCCAGCCCCUGACCAUGGGCACAUUCGGGAAACAACAGACGCUAUCGUGAGCCGCUUCCAGAGCCUCUCCCAGCAGAUGGCCGAGCGCUCGGACCUGCUGCAGAAAUCCAUCGCGCAGUCCCAGAGCGUCCAGGAGAGCCUGGAGAGCCUCCUGCAUUCAGUAGCUGAUAUCGAGAGGAGCCUGAGCGCAGAGCAGCCGGGCACGCUCUCCUCCGCCGCCAUCCAGGACUCUCUGGCCACCAGCGCGAAGCUGAAGCAGGACAUCGCCCGGCAGAGGAGCUGCCUGGAAGCCACCCGCGAGAUGGUGACGCGCUUUGCGGAGACGGCGGACGGCAGCACGGCCACUGCCCUGCAGGGCAAGCUGGCGGAGGUGGCGGAGCGCUUCGGCAGACUGUGCCAGCAGCAGCAGGAGAAAGAGGAGGUGCUGAAGGGUCUCCUGCCCAAGGUGGAGCAGUACGAGCAGCUCUCGGAGAAGCUGCAGCAGUUCACGGAGAGCAGAGCACGGAUGCUGGCAUCCGGGAACCAGCCGGAGCGGGACAUCGCUCGCUUCUCCCAGCACCUCCAGGAGCUGAACGCGGAGAUGGGGCAGCACCAGGAGGACCUGGCUGCCCUGGAGCAGCUGGCCGUGGAGCUGGGUGCCAGUGGCUUCGUGCCCGGCACCGCUGCGCAGCAGGAGAAGCUGCAGAGCCUGAAGGAGGAGUUCCUGCAGCUGCAGAAGGUGGCAAAGGAGAGAGAAAGGGACGCCUCGUCCUGCCAGGAGCAGCUGGACGAGUUUCGGAGGUUGGUGGCAGCCCUGCGGAGGUGGCUGAGGGACAGCGAGGGCAAAGUGCCGCCCGCAGACACCUCGCUGGGCACCCAGGAGCUGCAGCGGCGCAGGCAGCAGGUCCAGGAGCUGCUGGAGGAGUGGUCGGGGAAGGGUCCGCAGGUGGAGGAGCUCGGCCACAGGGGGACCCUCCUGGAGAACCUGAUCGUGGAGAUCACAGCCCCCGACAGUCAGGCCAAGGCGGGUUCUGUGCUGCCCGCAGUGGGAGGGCCCCUGGGCAGCGUGAACGGAUUCCACACUUGCAAAGAUCUGACCGAGAUCCAGUGCGAUGUGUCGGACGUCAGCCGGCAGUACGAGGGUCUCGGCGCCGCGCUGCGGGAGCGCCUGCAGCAGCUCUCGGCCAUGCUGGAGAAGAUGCAAGCAGUGCAGGAGGAGGCAGGUGCCGUGCUGCAGUGGCUGGAGUCGAAGGAGCGGACGCUGUCGGAGCUGGAAGCCUCCUCCUCACCCACCAAGACGGAGACGAUGCGGGCUCAGGCCGAGCACAACAAGGCGUUUCUGGCUGAAUUGGAACAGAAUUCCGGAAAGAUCCAGAAGGUAAAGGAAGCACUUUCUGGCUUGCUGGAGAAAUAUCCAGAUUCUCCAGAAGCAGCAAACUGGAAGAAGAUGCAGGAAGACCUGAACUGCAGGUGGGAACGAGCCAGCCAGGCAACGGCCGAGCGGCAGCAGAAGCUGGAGGAGUCGGCCAACCAGCUGGCCAGCUUCCAGGCGGCCGAGGCGCAGCUGCGGCCCUGGCUGAUGGAGAAGGAGCUGAUGAUGAGCGUGCUGGGACCACUCUCCAUCGACCCCAACAUGCUGAGCGCACAGAAGCAGCAGGUCCAGUUUAUGCUGAAGGAAUUUGAAGCUCGCAGACAACAGCACGAGCAGCUCAACCAGGCAGCUCAGAGCAUCCUCACCGGCCCGGGAGAUGUUUCCCCAUCCACCAACCAAGUGCGGGAGGAGCUCCGAGGGGUCAACCAGAAAUGGUCCGAGCUGACAGAACGCCUCAACUCCCGCUCCAGCCAAAUUGACCAAGCCAUAGUGAAGAGCACCCAGUACCAGGAGCUCCUCCAGGGCCUCUCCGAGAAGGUGAAGGCGGUCGGGCAGCGCCUGAGCAGCCAAUCUGCCAUCAGCACGCAGCCCGACGCCGUGAAGCAGCAGCUGGAGGAGACCAGUGAGAUCCGCUCAGACCUGGAGCAGCUGGAGGAGGAGAUUGCGGAGGCUCAGACGCUCUGUGACGACCUGUCUGUUCUGAUUGGGGAGCAGUAUCUCAAAGAUGAGCUACGGAAGCGGCUUGAAACGGUGGCUCUUCCUCUCAAAGGGCUGGAAGACCUUGCAGCCGACCGGAUGAACCGACUGCAGACCGCGCUUGCAAGUUCCCAGCAGUUCCAGCAUAUGUUUGAUGAACUCAGGACCUGGCUCGAUGACAAACUAUGCCAGCAAGCUCGGAGCAAACCUAUCUCUGCUAGACUGGAGAGGCUCCAGAGCCAAAUUCAGGAGCAAGAGGAGUUCCAGAAGAGUCUCAACCAGCACAGUGGCUCCUAUGAGAUGAUUGUGGCUGAGGGGGAAUCGUUGCUGCUUUCCGUCCAGCCUGGGGAGGAGAAGACCGCUCUUCAAAACCAACUGGUCAGCCUCAAAACGCACUGGGAAGAGCUGAGUAAGCAGGCUGCUGACAGGCACUGCAGGCUGAAGGACUGCCUGCAGAAAGCCCACAAGUACCAGCGGCACACGGAGGACCUGCUGCCGUGGGUGGAGGACUGCAAGGCCAAGAUGUCGGAGCUGGAGGUAACGCUGGACCCGGUGCAGCUGGAGGCCGUGCUGCUGCGCUCCAGGGCUCUGCUGAGCGACGUGGAGAAGCGGCGCUCCUUGCUGGAGGUGCUGAACAGCGCUGCCGACGUUCUGAUCGACGCCUCGCAGGCCGACGAGGACGACAUCCGCGACGAGAAGGCUGCGAUCAACCAGAAGAUGGACGCCAUCACGGAGGAGCUGCAGGCCAAGACGGGCUCCAUCGACGAAAUGUCGCAGAGGCUCAAGGAGUUUCAGGAGAGCUUCAAGAACAUCGAUAAGAAGCUGGAAGGGGCAAAGCACCAGCUGGAGAUCUUCGAGGCGCUGGGGCCGCAAGCCUGCAGCAACAAGAACCUGGAGAAGCUCAGGGCGCAGCAGGAGGUGCUGCAGGCGCUGGAGCCGCAGGUGGAUUACCUGAAACACUUCACGCGAGGACUGGUGGAAGAUGCCCCCGAUGGGUCGGACUGCUCCCAGCUCCUGGGCCAAGCCGAGGUGGCUCAGGAGGAGUUCAGAGCGGUGAGGCAGAAAGUGAAUGACUGCUGCGUGCUGAUGGAAAACAAGCUGGAAGGGAUCGGCCAGUUCACGGGUCGGGUGAGGGAGAUGUUCUCGCAGCUGGCGGACCUCGACGAUGAACUGGACAGCAUGGGACCCACUGGGAGGGACGCCGACAGCCUGCAGUCCCAAGCAGAGGACGUUCGCACGUUCCUGGGCAAACUGCAGGGGCUGAAGGCUGACAUUGAGGCUUCUGAAAGUGAAUGCAAGAAGAUGCUUGAGGAUGAGGGGAGCCCUGAUUUAUUAGGACUGAAACGUGAACUGGAGACGCUGAAUAAGCAGUGCAACAAGCUGACCGAGAGGGGCAGGAGCCGACAGGAGCAGGUGGAAACGACGCUGGCGCGCGUUGAGGACUUCUACAGCAGAUUGAAGGAGCUGACCCACAUGACAACAGCGGCGGAGGAGAGCGAGGCUCUGCAGUGGGUGGUGGGCACAGAGGUUGAGACCAUCAACCAGCAGCUGGCCGACUUCAAGCUGUUCCAGAAGGAGCAAGUGGAUCCUCUCCAGCUAAAACUGCAGCAAGUGAAUGGAGUUGGCCAAGGACUCAUCCAAAGCGCCGGGAAAAACUGUGAUGUCCAAGGGCUGGAGCAUGACAUGGAAGAGAUCAACACGCGCUGGAACACCCUCAACAAGAAGGUGGCCCAGAGGAUCGCCCAGCUGCAGGAGGCCCUGCUGCGCUGCGGGAAGUUCCAGGACGCCCUGGAGCCCUUGCUGAGCUGGCUGACCGACACCGAGGAGCUCAUCUCCAACCAGAAACCUCCCUCUGCCGAGUACAAGGUGGUGAAAGCGCAGAUCCAGGAGCAGAAGCUGCUCCAGCGACUCCUGGAUGACCGCAAAGCCACCGUCGAGAUGAUCCAGGCGGAGGGCGGGCGCAUCGCGCAGUCAGCAGAGCCCGCAGACCGGGAGAAGAUCGCCGGGCAGCUGGAGAGCCUGGAGAGCCGCUGGGCAGCACUGCUGCGCCGGGCAGCGGGCAGGCAGAAGCAGCUGGAGGACAUCCUGGUGCUGGCAAAGCAGUUCCACGAGACCACGGAGCCCGUCUCAGACUGGCUGUCGGUGACGGAGAAGAAGUUGGCCAACUCGGAGCCCAUCGGCACGCAGACCGCCAAGAUCCAGCAGCAGAUCAGCCGGCACAAGGCUCUAGAGGAGGAGAUAGAGGCCCACGCGGCCGACGUGGCCCAGGCGGUGCGCGUCGGGCAGGGGCUGUCCGCCCUGAGCUGCGCCGCCGAGCAGCGGCUGCUGGCAGAGAAGCUGGACUCUCUGCGGGGCCGCUACGGCGAGGUCCGCGAGCGGUGCUGCCGAAAGGCAGCUCUGCUGGAGCAGGCCCUGUGUAACGCCAGGCUCUUUGGGGAGGAGGAGGUGGAAGUGCUCAACUGGCUGGCUGAGGUCGAGGACAAGCUCGGCUCGGUAUCCGUAAAGGAUUACAAACGGGACGUCCUGCAGAAGCAGCAUGCUGACCAGCUGGCUCUGAACGAGGAAAUUGUGAACAGGAAGAAAAACGUGGACCAAGCCAUCAGAAACGGGCAGGCUCUCCUGAAGCAAACCACAGGGGAGGAGGUGUUGCUCAUCCAGGAGAAGCUGGAUGGAAUUAAGACCCGCUACUCGGACAUCACCGCCGCCAGCUCCAAGGCGUUGCGCACGCUGGAGCAGGCUCGUCAGCUGGCCACCAAGUUCCAGUCCACGCACGAGGAGCUCAAUGCCUGGAUGAGCAAAGUGGAGGAUGAGCUGGCAUCCAGUGGGGGACAGUCCCCAGCCAGCGAGCAGAUACCCCAGUUCCAGCAGAGGCAGAAGGAGCUGAAGAAAGAGGUGAUGGAGCAGCGGCUCGUUCUGGACACGGUGAACGAGGUGAGCCGGGCGCUGCUGGAGCUCGUGCCAUGGCGAGCCCGCGAGGGGCUGGACAAGCUCGUCUCAGACACCAACGAGCGCUACAAGCUGGUCAGCGACACCAUCAAGCAGCGGGUGGAGGAGAUAGAUGCUGCCAUUCAGAGGUCCCAGCAGUACGAGCAGGCGGCCGACGCGGAGCUGGCCUGGGUGGCUGAGACCAAGCGGAAGCUGAUGGCGCUCGGAGCCAUCCGGCUGGAGCAGGACCAGACCACGGCCCAGCUGCAGGUGCAGAAGGCUUUUUCCAUCGACAUUAUUCGGCACAAAGACUCCAUGGAUGAGCUGUUCAGCCAGCGCAAUGAGAUCUUUGGGACGUGUGGGGAAGAGCAGAAAGCUGUUCUCCAGGAGAAAACAGAGUCCCUGGUGCAGCAGUACGAGGCCGUGAGCCAGCUCAACGCGGAGCGCUACGCUCGCCUGGAGCGCGCGCAGGUCCUGGUCAACCAGUUCUGGGAGACCUACGAGGAGCUGAGCCCCUGGAUCGAGGAGACCCAGGCCCUGAUCUCCCAGCUGCCCCCUCCGGCCAUCGACCACGAGCAGCUCAAGCAGCAGCAGGAGGACAUGAGGCAACUGAGAGAGUCUAUUGCUGAACAUAAGCCUCAUAUCGACAAGCUGCUGAAAAUCGGACCGCAGCUCAAGGAUCUCAACCCUGAGGAAGGGGAGAUGGUGCAGAAAAAGUACUCGACAGCAGAGGCCAUGUAUGCCAAAAUCAAGGAGGAGGUGUGUCAGCGGGCUCUCGCUCUGGAUGAAGCCGUCUCGCAGUCCACUCAGAUUACGGAGUUCCACGACAAGAUCGAGCCCAUGCUGGAGACGCUGGAAACCCUCUCCUCCCGCCUGCGCAUGCCACCCCUCAUUCCUGCCGAGGUCGAUAAGAUCCGGGAGUGCAUCAGCGAGAACAAAAACGCCACGGUGGAGCUGGAGAAGCUGCAGCCUUCCUUCGAGGCUCUGAAACGGCGCGGGGAGGAGCUGGUCGGCAGGUCGCAGGGCGCGGACAAGGACCUGGCAGCAAAAGUAAUCCAGGAUAAGUUGGAUCAGAUGGUCUUCUUCUGGGAAGACAUCAAAGCUCGAGCAGAGGAACGCGAGAUGAAGUUCCUCGAUGUCCUGGAGCUUGCAGAGAAGUUCUGGUAUGACAUGGCAGCCCUCCUGACUACCAUCAAAGACACGCAGGACAUCGUUCAUGACCUGGAGAGCCCAGGGAUUGACCCAUCCAUCAUCAAGCAGCAGGUGGAAGCGGCAGAGACUAUUAAGGAGGAAACGGAUGGCUUGCAUGAAGAGCUGGAGUUCAUCCGACUCCUUGGAACUGAUUUAAUUUUUGCCUGUGGUGAAACUGAGAAACCAGAAGUGAAAAAGAGCAUUGAUGAGAUGAACAGCGCAUGGGAAAAUCUAAACAAAACUUGGAAGGAGAGGCUUGAGAAGCUUGAAGAGGCCAUGCAGGCGGCUGUGCAAUACCAGGAUACUCUUCAAGCCAUGUUUGACUGGCUGGAUAACGCCGUCAUUAAGCUCUGCAACAUGUCUCCUGUUGGCACUGACCUCAGCACGGUUAAGGAGCAAAUGAACGAGAUGAAGGAGUUUAAAAUGGAGGUUUACCAGCAGCAGAUUGAGAUGGAAAAGCUUAAUCACCAAGGUGAACUGAUGCUAAAAAAAGCUACAGAUGAGACAGACAGAGACAUCAUAAAGGAGCCACUGACAGAGCUGAAACACCUCUGGGAGAAUUUGGGCGAGAAGAUUGCUCACAGACAGCACAAGCUUGAAGCCGCUCUCCUGGCCCUCGGCCAGUUCCAGCACGCGUUGGCGGAGCUGAUGGCCUGGCUGACCCACACCGAGGAGCUGCUCGAUGCGCAGAAGCCCAUCAAUGGAGACCCAAAAGUCAUCGAGGUUGAACUUGCGAAGCACCAUGUGCUGAAGAACGACGUCCUGGCCCACCAAGCGACUGUGGAGACGGUGAACAGAGCGGGCAACGAGCUCCUGGAAUCGAGCGCAGGGGACGACGCCAGCAGCCUGAGGAACCGCCUGGAGAGGCUGAACGCGUGCUGGGAGGCGGUGCUGCAGAAGACAGAAGAAAGGGAGCAGCAGCUGCAGUCCACCCUGCAGCAGGCCCAGGGUUUCCAUGGUGAGAUUGAAGACUUCCUCCUGUGGCUAACGAGAAUGGAGAGCCAAUUGUCUGCAUCAAAACCCACGGGAGGGCUGCCAGAAACUGCCCGGGAACAGCUCAAUGCCCACAUGGAGCUGUACGGCCAGCUGAAAGCGCGGGAGGACGUGUACAGCCAGCUGCUGGCCAAGGGGCGGCUGAUGCUGCUGAACCGCGACGACUCGGGCUCGGGCUCCAAGACAGAGCAGAGCGUCGCGCUGCUGGAGCAGAAGUGGUGUCUGGUCAGCACCAAGAUGGAGGAGAGAAAGGCAAAGCUGGAGGAGGCUCUCGCCCUGGCCACGGACUUCCAGAACUCCCUCCAGGACUUCAUCAACUGGCUGACGCUGGCCGAGCAGAGCCUGAACAUCGUGCCCCCUCCCAGCCUCAUCCUCAACGCCGUGCUGGCCCAGAUCGAUGAGCACAAGGUGUUCGCCAAUGAAGUGAAUGCUCAUCGGGAUCGCAUCAUCGAGCUGGACCAAACUGGGAACCAGCUGAAGUUCCUCAGUCAAAAGCAGGACGUGGUGCUGAUCAAGAACCUGCUGGUGAGCGUCCAGUCCCGCUGGGAGAAGGUGGUGCAGCGCUCGGUGGAGCGGGGCCGGGCUCUAGAUGACGCCAGAAAGCGAGCCAAGCAGUUCCAUGAAGCUUGGAAGAAACUGAUUGACUGGCUGGAGGAUGCAGAGAAUCACCUGGACUCUGAGUUGGAGAUUUCCAACGAUCCUGACAAAAUCAAGCUUCAGCUCUCCAAACACAAGGAGUUCCAGAAGACGCUGGGUGGGAAGCAGCCUGUCUACGACACCACUAUCAGGACAGGCAGAGCCCUCAAGGAAAAAGCUUUGCUUCCAGAUGACACUCAAAAGCUGGACAACUUGCUGGGAGAAGUCCGGGAUAAAUGGGACACAGUGUGCGGCAAAUCUGUGGAAAGGCAGCACAAGCUGGAAGAAGCGCUCCUGUUCUCUGGGCAGUUCAUGGAUGCACUGCAGGCCUUGGUGGACUGGCUGUACAAGGUGGAGCCCCAGCUGGCAGAAGACCAGCCCGUCCAUGGCGACCUGGACCUGGUCAUGAACCUGAUGGACGCUCACAAGGUCUUCCAGAAGGAGCUGGGGAAGCGCACGGGGACAGUGCAGGUGCUGAAGCGCUCCGGCCGGGAGCUGAUCGAGAACAGCCGGGAUGACACCACCUGGGUGAAAGUACAGCUGCAGGAGCUGAGCAACCGCUGGGACACGGUGUGCAAGCUGUCUGUGUCCAAACAAAGCCGCCUGGAGCAGGCCUUGAAGCAGGCGGAGGAGUUCCGGACGGCCGUGCACAUGCUGCUGGAGUGGCUCUCGGAGGCUGAGCAGUCCCUGCGCUUUCGGGGAGCACUUCCUGAUGAUGCCGAGGCACUGCAGUCCCUCAUCGAUGUGCACAAGGAGUUCAUGAAGAAAGUGGAGGAGAAAAGGGUGGACGUGAAUGCAGCGGUGGGAAUGGGAGAGGUCAUCCUGGCCGCCUGCCACCCUGACUGCAUCACCACCAUCAAGCACUGGAUCACCAUCAUCCGCGCCAGGUUCGAGGAGGUCCUCACGUGGGCCAAGCAGCACCAGCAGAGGUUGGAGGCUGCGCUCUCAGAGCUGGUGGCGAAUGCAGAGCUUCUGGAGGAGCUCCUGGCCUGGAUCCAGUGGGCUGAGACCACCCUGAUCCAGCGGGAUCAGGAGGCGAUGCCGCAGAACAUUGAUCAGGUCAAAGCCCUCAUCACCGAGCACCAGUCCUUCAUGGAGGAGAUGACACGGAAACAGCCGGACGUGGACCGGGUCACCAAGACGUACAAGAGGAAAGCGACUGAGCCGCCCCACGGAGCCUUCAUUGACAAGUCCCGCAGCAACAGAAAAUCCUUGCCCCAGGCCGCCCCCCCCACCAUGCCCAUCAUCUCCCAGUCGGAAACCAAGAACCCCCGCAUCAACCAACUCUCGGCCCGCUGGCAGCAGGUCUGGCUGCUGGCCCUGGAGCGCCAGCGGAAGCUCAACGACGCCCUGGACCGACUGGAGGAGUUGAAGGAGUUUGCAAACUUCGACUUCGAUGUCUGGCGGAAGAAGUACAUGCGCUGGAUGAACCACAAGAAGUCCCGCGUGAUGGAUUUCUUCCGGCGCAUCGACAAGGACCAGGAUGGGAAGAUCACCCGGCAGGAGUUCAUCGAUGGCAUCCUGGCGUCCAAAUUCCCCACCACGAAGCUGGAGAUGACGGCGGUGGCCGAUAUCUUUGACCGCGACGGCGACGGCUACAUCGAUUACUACGAGUUUGUGGCCGCUCUCCAUCCCAACAAGGACGCGUACCGCCCAACCACCGACGCGGACAAAAUCGAGGAUGAGGUCACCAGGCAAGUGGCCCAGUGCAAGUGUGCCAAGAGGUUUCAAGUGGAGCAGAUCGGCGAGAACAAAUACCGGUUCUUCCUCGGCAACCAGUUCGGCGAUUCCCAGCAGCUGCGGCUGGUCCGGAUCCUGCGCAGCACCGUCAUGGUCCGCGUCGGCGGAGGGUGGAUGGCGCUGGAUGAGUUCUUGGUGAAGAAUGACCCCUGCAGAGCGCGAGGACGGACCAACCUGGAGCUCCGGGAGAAGUUCAUCCUGCCGGAGGGCGCCUCGCAGGGCAUGACGCCGUUCCGCUCGCGGGGCCGCAGGUCCAAACCGUCCUCCCGGGCGGCCUCCCCGACGCGCUCCAGCUCCAGCGCCAGCCAGAGCAACCACAGCUGCGCCUCGAUGCCGUCGUCUCCGGCCACCCCGGCCAGCGGAGCCAAGACUCCUCAUCACUUCUCUCGAUGUUAUGACAAACCCUGGUUGAUAAACAGUAAAGCGGGCACCCCGCUGCGGGGAUCUGAUUACCCCGACCUCCAGCUCCCCAGCUCUGAGGUGACGCCGGCGGCGGGCAGCAAGCUGAAGCGUCCCACCUUCCACUCCAGCCGCACCUCGCUGGUGGGGGACACCAGCAACAGCUCCUCGCCCGUCUCCUCGGGUGCCAAAAGCGGUCGGGCAGACCCCAAGAAAGCCGCCAGCCGCCCCACCAGCCGCGCCGGCAGCCGCGCGGGCAGCAGGGCCAGCAGCCGCCGGGGCAGCGACGCCUCGGACUUCGACCUGCUGGAGACGCAGUCCGCGUGCUCCGACACCUCGGAGAGCAGCGUGGCCGGCUCGCGCCGCGGCGCCAAGCCCUCCAAGAUCCCCACCAUGUCCAAGAAGACGACCACUGCCACCCCCAAAACUCCGGGCCCCAAGAGAUAAUACCGCACCGCGCCCUCCGGCAUCGCGAACCCGACCUGUGUCCGAUUUUUAACCCCGAUACGUACAUUGGAUGUAUAUUUAUUCUAAAUGGGAGAAGCUAUAUUGUUAAAAGUGUAAAAGAAAGUCGUGUUAUGGAGCUGCCUUACUUGGGUUUUUUUUUUUUUUUCGUUGUUUUUUUUUUUCUCCUUUUUGUAAGUUACUAUUUUCAUGUGAAUAUUUAUGUAGAUAAAAACGAAACAAAAAAACUUUGCCUCUCGGAGACCCCUGAUGGGAGAGGGGCGGAAAAUGGAGACGGGGGAAGAGAAAAAAAGGAAAAAAAAAAAAAAAGAAAAAAGGAAGCAAAAAAGGUCAAGA